AUGAAAUUAGACAACGAUUUUUUGAAAAUACAAACUUAUGCUAAUCAACUUUUUGAUUCACUUCCAGUCAUAAAAGAAUAUAAAAAUGAUAAAGAUCUUAUUACUUAACUACAAUACUCUUGUGUAUGUUAUGGUAGAAAAUUAGUUUCUCUAUUUGAUAAAUAUACAGUACUCUAAAAGAAACAUUAAGAAGGAUCAAAUCAAUUACUCAUUAAUUUGGCAUCUCUCUUAAAUGUUACUCCAAAUGAACAAACUAUUACUAACACAUUAAAAUAAUAAAUCAAACUUAAUGAAUAAUUGUAAUCUAAAAUUGAAUAUCUCAAAUAAUCCUAACAGGAUGUGGUCUAUUAAAAAAUGUUACAACAUGAAUAAAAAUUAACAUAAGAAUUAUAAGAAGUCGCUGAUCGUUUAAUUAAAGAAUUAAAAUAAUCAAAAGAUGACAAAUAAAUAUUGCUUGAUGAAUUACAAAUGAAAGAAGAAUAAUUAAAAUUAUUACAAUAAUCUUCCUAAUUAAGAUCUCCUAUCAAAUAAUAAUAUAAUAGUGCAUAAAAAUAUUCAAGUGCUACUAAAUAUUCCAGCUCAAAUAAAUAACCUCGCUUUUAAUAAUAAUUAAUUAAUACACUCUAAGCCUUAUCUUAAUAAACCAAAUCCUUUCUUUCACAAUAUGUAAAUCAAUAAGAAUCUAACUAUGAUUAUGAUCAAUUAAUGACUGAUGAUGUUUAGAUGUUAUCUUUGAAUGUUUCAAAUAUUAUUCGUGAUUUAACUCAAAUCAUUUAGCAUAAAGAAGAAAUCGUUGAAAACUUAGUAAAAGGUCUUGAAAUUUAAUUAGAAUAAGUUAGAUUAGAAUAGCAAUAAAAUUAAUUGUAAUUAAAUGAUAACAAAUAAUUGUCAUAUCAAUUACAAUAAUUAUAAACAAUUGUAAAAAAAGCUAAAGAUACACGAGCUAAAGAAUUGGAUAGAGCAUUUAAUUCUGAAAUACCAAUAUUCAUUGUUCCUGAUGAUCUAAUGGAUUCAGAAUUACAAUUAACUAUUGAAAAACAUAAUUCUAAAGUUUAAUAAAGAUUGAAUGAUUUAGCUAUUUAAUUAAAAAAGAAAUCAUCAUAAUUUGAACAAAUUUAAUCAUAAAGUACUAAAAUUAAAAUAAUCUUGGAAGAAGGUUUAAAUAGAUUAGCAAUUAUUUUAAAUGAACUUUAAAAUAUGGCUGAUUCAAAUGAAGCAUUAAAAUUACUUAAAUUUUGUAAAAAUGAAAUAGAUUCAAUUCAUGUAAAUUUAAAUGGUAUUGAUAUUGAAUAACAAUUGUCAAUUGAAAUCAAAUAAUAAAGAUAAAAUUAGUUGCAACAAUUAGAUUAAUUAAAAAAGUUUUAUUCAGAGUAAACUGAAAAAUUAAUCUAAGAAAAUGAAUAACUAAAUGAAUAAUUGGCUUAACUUCAAUAAUUAUCUUAAGGAUUACAUAAUGAUGGUGAAUAAUUGACACGUAAACUAAAAUUAGCAUAAUAAGAAUUAUUAUAAUAAAAAGAAGAGAAGGAUAAUCUAAUUUAGGAAUUAGAGUUGACAAUUACAUAGUAAGAUUAAAAUAUCAAACUAUAUGAGUAAUAAGAUAAAAAAUAGAGGUAGACAAUGGAAUAAAUAGAAAAAGAAUUAGAAAACAAAAAAAGAGAAUAUUUGAAUUUACAAUAAUCAAAGUAAAUGGAAUAGUAAGAUAUAAUAGAAAAAUAAAAUGAUAGAAUUUCAGUCCUAGAAUUUGAGAAUAAGACUUAUAAAUAAUAAUUGGAUGUUAUAGAAAAAGAUUUUUAAAAACUAAAAUAAUAACGUUAAACUUAAGAUUAAUUGGCUGAAUAAGAUAAAUAAACCUUAAAAAAAUAAUUAGAUGAAAAAAAAAAAUAAUUAUUGUAAUUAUAAACAGAAAACAAAAAAUAGCAUGAAGAAGCUGUUGUUUAAAUAGAAGAUUUAUAAGAGGAAUUAGCACAUAUAUCAAGUUAAUUAUAAUUAAGAGAGACAGAGAUUAAAUAGUUGCAUAAGACAUUAAGUGAAUUAGAGGAUUUUUCUAGAAAAUAGAUUGAUGUAAUUAGAACUUACGAAGACAAAUUAACAGAGGCUCAUUAAAUAAAAAAAUAAUUAGAAAAUAAUAAUGAAGGAAGUGAUCAAAUGUUGUCUUAGUUAUAAAAUAAAUAUUAAUAAUUAUAAUAAUAAUCUAAUUAGAUGAAACAUGAAAAUGAUAAGUAAAUUAUUUUAUAAGGAUUUUUAGAUUAUUGAAUGAUUUGAGUUUACUGUAGAAAUAAUAUACAAAAUAAACUGAAGCAAUGGAAUAGGAGUUUAAAGAUAAAUUGAAUAAAUAAUCGGAGAUAAACAAAAUUUUAAAGGAGGAAGCAAGAAAUUUAAAGGCUUAAUUGGAAUUGAAGAUUAAUUAAUUAAGAUAAAUGGAACAAGAUUUAUAAGAUAAAAAUAAUGAUUUGGAGUAUAUAUAUAUUAUAAUGAUAUUAGUAAAGCUUAAAAGAUAUGUAAGCAAUUAAAUCUGUAGGUAAACGAAUUUAGAUAGAGAAUUGAAUAUUUUGAAGAAUUUAAAUAAGAAGUAUAUGUAUUUUAAAAUACUAGAAUAUAGAAGCUUCAGAAUAGUAUUAAAAACAAUUAUAAUUGUUGCAAAAUGAGAAUUUUUAGUAUAGAAAAGAGUUGGAUAGAUAAUAAUAGUAAAAUUCUUAACGUCAGAAAAAUAAUAAUAUAUAAGAUUAAUAAAUGAAAGAGGAAAUUAGUAAUUUAAAAUAAGAAGUAAGAAAGAUGGAAUAAUUAUUGAAUCAAGAGAGAUUGAAUUAUGAAUAGGAAAUUAGAAAUUAUUAGAAUUAAAUAGGUGAAUAUACAAAAUUAGAUUUAUCAAUGAGAUAAAAAUCAGGAUAAUCUGGUGGCAGUGCAUUUUAUGAAAAUUUGAUAGAAGCAAAAGAUUUAGAAAUUGCUAGAUUGACAAACAUUGUAAAAUCUUUGACAGAUUUAAGAAAAUGA
Messenger RNA from Paramecium sonneborni, 2991 nucleotides. Lineage: Eukaryota; Ciliophora; Oligohymenophorea; Peniculida; Parameciidae. The record is from the annotation of a GenBank genome assembly.